AUGGCAGACUGCAGUGCAGUGCACACUCUGGCCGCUUUUCUCAAGAAACACGGCGAAAAUAUCCUCAAUGGGUCCAGCAAGUUGAGUCUUACAACGAGCUCCCUGUGUCAACUCACCCGGGCCUUCUCCUUGUUGUCAUCAGAGCAGGCAGAAUCUGACUCUUUCCGGGUGCUAUCUUCCAACGCGAUAUCUGACGUCCUGCAAGAUAUUCUGUUUCUUCAUGACAUUAUCCAGAAGGUCGUGAAACUUAAGCUGGUCUCCUCAGCCCGUACUGUCGAGGGAGGAAUCGCCCUAUCGAGCUUCAGAUCGCUCCGACACCUCGAGCUCCAAAGAGUGCCGCCUCAUCUCUUGGACGGGUUCGGGUCGAUUGCUGGCCAAUUGGAAACGCUGGCAGUGCAAAAAUGUCUUUCAAGCGUCCUGCCGCUCCUGAAUCUUGCAAAGGGAAACGAGCUAUCUUCGUUGGCGACUCUCCGACUUUCGCACAAUUUGCUACUUACCUUCGAAGGCAAAGAUUUCUUGCGUGAAGCGCCUACCCUCAAGAACCUCGACUUGUCCUACAACCAAAUCAAGGAAUUGGACAUCUCGGAUCUGGAAUCGCUCGUCUGUGUCGACCUUUCGUUUAACUUCAUCCGGAAAAUUCCGACUGUUCAUCGACGAUCGAGUUUCCUGUACUUGAGCUACCUCUCUAUGCGGAACAAUCUGUUGGAGGAUCUACGGGGUCUUGAAGUUCUGACCGCCCUGAAAGUUCUCGAUCUCAGCCAUAACAUGAUCAGCGAGUAUCGUGCGCUCGAGCCCCUCGCUAAUUUAAUGCAACUAAAUGAGCUAAACCUACAAGGGAAUCCCAUAAGCCUUCAUAAAGACUACUUGAAGGGCAUCUCCGCGUGCAUCGCCAAAACCGUCAUGGUCGAUGGCAAGUUCGACGUUCACAGCGGCCGCGUAAUCGUCCUGCCCCUCGCUCAGCCAGAUGAUGACAUUAUUCCGACGAGGUCCCUCGACGAGGGGACGGGCAGUGGAUCUCGAGCCUCCACCAAAACACCAAAGUCUCGCAAAGCUACCAUAGGGGACAUGUCGGUGACACAUCUUGCGACGGAGAACAGCUUCCAAGAGACGGCGGACUGGCGGGAAGCAGUUGAGGAGCGGCGGAAGAGAGAUGGAGAGGCGUGGUUGGUGACCGCAGCGAGUGACCUCAGGUUCCCCACAGCUCAGAGCACGCCAUAUAAACCACAAGAGAACCUAUCGACUCGAACUCAAGAAACUCAGACCCCGCGAGAAGACCAGGCAAGUCGGAAGGAGAGUCAUCAAAGUGAUGGCUGCAUCGUGGUCAAGGAUGGGAACUCGUCCGAGAAAGUCAUGGAUACGAUAGAGCUGACCGUCGAAGACGUCGAGAGGCAACCCAGGGGGGCUCUGAUGACGACCUCACAGACCGAAUCAGCAGGAGACCUGAUCGACGACGAGCUCGGGCCACCGGUUCUCGCCGGCGAGAGUGAUAAAGAAGAAUCCCCAACCAUCCUCGACGAGGCGAAAACCAUCGAAAUCUUGGAUGAGUCCGUUUUCCUCACCGCUUCGGAGAACAAGACGUCCGUCGACGCCCCACCCCCGGUGGAAUCAGGAAGUUCUCUAACCGCGAGCUACAGCGCAGAUUCCGAAUCGAGUUCGGCGGCGUACAGGGUCGAGCAGGACGCUUCCGUUUGGACAAAGCUGAGGGAACUUCGUGGUCAGAGCAUCCGUUACGACAGGGCGAACUCAUUAGACAUCCACAGUAGGAUGAACCUCGAAAUCGAAUGUUUCUCGGAUGAUGAAUGCUUCAUGGGCGCCUACCGGGCCCACAUUGUUUUUCGCUCGCGGGCUUUUGAAGGUUUUGUUAUCGUCUCCACCGAUCGAGUCCAUCUUACUGGGCUCAAUGUCCCUCCGAAGAAAAGCUCUGAUUCAAUCGUCUGGACUGUCACUCGGGAAAACUUCAAAAGGACCACCGUCCAACUAGGAGGUCAAAGCCUCAUACUGGAAGCGAAGGAUGAUGACGGGCCGUCUUGGGCGCUGGUUUACAUCGGUGAUUCGAAUUGGUGCAGUCAACUCGCGGAACUGCUCGACGUGGUUUCGGUGGAGGGAGUCACGAGAAAAUCCGAGGUCACACAGCGGGAACUCUUCGCAUCGCUCAAACUCGCUGGCCAAUCACUCCGGUCAUAUUCUUCGGGAUAUUGGGCUCUGAUAGACGACACGGGAGCGCUACCACUCGGAAAGCAAUAUCUGUGCAUCGCGGUAGCCGCCGAGGACAUAGUUGUGGUCCGGGAGAACCACGUCGAGCCCGAAAAGGUGAAAUUCACAGAGAUUUGCGCUCAAUCCGUGCAGGCUCUGAGCUCGGUUUCGGUCGACGAGAAGAAUCCGUGUGUCGCGAACUUGAUUUUCACUGAUGAGACCACCAACAGGGAACAGAUAUGGUAUUUCGAAACGGCGUCCGUCGGAUCCCUUCUGCUACUCAUCGAAAGUUUGAAGGAGCCUUGGGAGCAUAUCUUCGACAUCGACUUGCCAAUGACUUACAUACCGUCGUUCGAGGAUCCGGCAUGAGAAGUCCUCGCAAAUACACACUGAAUCGUCACAACUUUUACCACCUGUCAAUCCACCGUUCGAGGCGUCGCUCCGUUGAA
Messenger RNA from Galendromus occidentalis (western predatory mite), 2642 nucleotides. RefSeq lists its product as uncharacterized. Gene Ontology annotation, molecular function: protein binding. The coding region runs from base 1 to 2562 and encodes 853 amino acids. Gene Ontology annotation, cellular component: cytoplasm. The transcript is spliced from 16 exons. Lineage: Eukaryota; Metazoa; Arthropoda; Arachnida; Mesostigmata; Phytoseiidae. The record is from RefSeq and is a predicted model, not a curated record.